Penicillium pulvis is the source of this 3351-nucleotide messenger RNA. RefSeq lists its product as uncharacterized. Gene Ontology annotation, cellular component: cytoplasm. The transcript has 4 exons. Gene Ontology annotation, molecular function: ATP binding; ATP-dependent chromatin remodeler activity. Bases 1 to 3351 code for a protein of 1116 amino acids. The record is from RefSeq and is a predicted model, not a curated record. Lineage: Eukaryota; Fungi; Ascomycota; Eurotiomycetes; Eurotiales; Aspergillaceae.
AUGGCGGACCCAAAAGAGGACGAAAUUAAGGAUCUCCUCGAAGAGCUGGAUCUUUAUGAAUUCAUUUUGACUGAUCAAAAGACAAGCACACCGGAUGACGUGGAGGCAAUCGGGGAGACACGCGACACUAUCAAAAAGCUGCAGGCUAGGCUCGCGGGUCUUCUUGGGAACGUCGCUCCAAGUUCUCCACCACCUGAAAGUCAUCCUGCUCCCCAGCCUACAACUCCAGAGCUUCCUCGGGUAACAUCAGUCACUCCCCCAAGACCGGAAAAUCCUUUGCCAGUCUCGAACCCGCAUUGGCCUUCGUCAGCACCGUCACCCUUUGGCUUCCAGCCUAGCGCUCAUGCCGGGCCAUCCUUGCCACCAAUCUCAUCAUUCAGUCCUGGCGAAGGGUCUCGUAAACGACCACGGGAGGGGUCGUUCGGAUCUCUGAGCUCACAACAGCCGUCAAAGAAGGCAAUCAUGGACAAGUCUAGGAAUCGGAUCCAAGAAAUUGACAUAAAGCUUCGUAUGCAGUUGGAAAGGAACCGCCGCCAAUAUGCUAACAUGAGGUCGACUGAGGAGGUUCGGGAGACAGCCAGGUUGGAGAACAUGUCUGAAGAACAAGUCCUUCAUGAAAUCAAUGAGGAGGAGCGUGAGAACGAGAUGACCAUUCGCUCAAUGAUUCAGAUGGAGAAGGACGAGGAAUACGCUCGCAUGAUCCAGGCUCAGGACGACGAGGAAGUUCAGCCGCUCCCGCAUCCGAGCUUUGCUAUCCCUGAUCGGACUUUGCCCCGCCCUCCUUCGUUUCCAGCACCAAAGCAUCAGGCGUACGGCAAUAAUUAUCGUUCACCUCAUCCAGAAAUCCUGGACUCAGAUGAUGAUCUUCAAGAAAUUACCCCCGAGUCUUUCAAUUCGGUACAAGGGUACCCUCCUCGCCCGCCGUCCUACUUGUCGGCACCAGGUCACGCAUACCAAGCACCCUACUUGUCACCACAUAAGGGCAUGCCCGGUAUGUACCCUACCUUGGCGGCACAAUAUCCUUACAUGCCCCAAGGUUAUUCUCCAGCUUCUUCUGCUAUGCAACUGGGUAUGGGGGGUCCAUUGUCCCAUAUGUCCCAUAUGUCCCCUAGACGCCUGCCGUGGAUGCAGGGCCAAAAUCUCGAAACGAAGGCUUUUGACCUUAUCCGUGAACAGCAGGACUUGGAAGAAGACGCCAUUGAUUUCGAAAUGUACAAGGAGGCAGAUUUCCCGGAUGACAUUAAGAACUUGCUCACGGGAAUCAAGGACAUCAAUAAAGCGACACAGGCAGACAAUGAUGAUACACCCCCAGAGCUAAAAGUGACGUUGAUGAAGCACCAAAAAGUCGGACUGGCAUGGCUGAAGGCAAAAGAAGAGAGCAACCACAAGGGUGGUGUUCUAGCAGAUGACAUGGGUCUUGGGAAAACCAUUCAGACAAUUGCGCUUAUGGUCGCUCGCCCACCCACAGAUCCUGAUCGACACCCGUCCCUGAUUGUCGCUCCAAAAGCUCUGAUGGAGCAGUGGAGGCUCGAGAUUGGUAGACAUGUCAAACCUGGGGAUUCUCAAUUGUCUGUAUUCAUCUUUCACGGGCUUCAGCGCCAGAUUCCUUGGAGAGAUCUCCGGAAUUACGAUGUGAUCAUCACGACAUUCGGUACUUUGACCGCGAACCACAAAAUCCUUCUACACGCGGAAAAGCUCCAGAGCGAAGGGAAGGAUGCGAGUAUCGUGAAAAAGGUUCGAGAUGGUGCGGUGCUCUAUAGCUCAGCGAGUAAAUGGCAUCGCGUCAUCCUCGACGAAGCCCAGAAUGUCAAGAAUCCAAAUGCCAAAUCCACGAGGGCCUGCUGCAGGCUUGACGCAACUUACCGAUGGUGUUUGACUGGAACUCCGAUGAUGAAUCGGCUCGAGGACUUUCAGUCUUUAUUAGGAUUCCUCCGAAUCCGCCCUUAUAACAACAAGGAGAAGUUCAAACGGGACUUUAUUCGACCUAUUAAGAACGGAUGGGGAGAGGAGAAUGUCAUGAAACAACUCCGCGUCCUUGUCAAGUCCGUGUGUUUACGUCGUACAAAGAAGACCAAGAUUGACGGACAGCCGAUUUUGCAGCUUCCACCAAAAGUCAUCGAGAAGAUCCAUGUCGUUUUCAACGAAGAGGAGAAGGGGCUGUACGAUGAACUUAACUCCGAUUCCCAGAACCAGAUUCGCAAGUACUUGAAUGCAGGUACCCUGGGUAAGAACUACAGUCAUGUACUGGUUCUUCUUCUUCGGCUCAGACAAGCCUGCGAUCAUCCUCUGUUGAUCAAGGGCUUCAAUGCCGAGAGUUCAACCGUUGUUCAAGGCGUGGAUCUAGUUGCCAAUGCUAAGCUCCUAGAUGAUCAGACAGUGGAGCGGAUCAAAAAUAAUAAGGAUGAUGACGAUGGCACUUGUCCUAUAUGCAUGGACAGCCCUGAAAACCCAGUCAUCUACAUCCCUUGUGGACACUCCUCUUGUUCGGAAUGUUUUGCCAAAAUUUCUGAUCCUACAUUGCUUGCCCACCAAGACUCUGGCUUGGUGAAGUGCCAAAACUGCCGCGGUGAAGUUGAUCCCACCAAGGUCACGGACGCCAUCUCUUUCAACAAAGCCCACGGCUCAGAUGCUGAAUCACCCGUGGCCGAGGAAUCUGAGCAGUCUGACGACACUGAUUCCGACUCCGAUUCUGAUACUGAGACCGACGGAUCGGCCAAAAAGCGCAAGAAGAAAUCCCUGGCGGAACUGCGUACUGCGGCCCAACGGAACAAGGCCGAGAAACGGAAGUAUUUUCGCCGUCUGGAGAAACACUGGACACCCAGUGCCAAAAUCACCAAGGCCAUCGAGAUUCUUCAGGCCAACGAAACCCGCGGCAUUGGUGACAAGACCAUCAUCUUUAGCCAAUUCACCUCACUUUUAGAUCUUCUCGAAGUUCCUAUCGCCCGUGAGGGAUGGGGAUGGGUGCGGUUCGAUGGUACCAUGAACGUCCAUGACCGCAACGCAGCCGUGGCCUCGUUCACUGACAACCCGGAUUGCAGAAUCAUGCUUGUCUCCCUCAAGGCUGGUAACGCAGGCUUAAACCUCAUCGCCGCGUCCCAUGUUAUUCUUUUUGACCCUUUCUGGAACCCCUAUGUCGAAGACCAAGCUAUUGAUCGUGCACAUCGUAUCGGACAGACGAAGGAUGUCUUCGUUCAUCGGUUGCUCAUUGAGGGAACGGUUGAAGACCGUAUCAUCGAGCUACAGGAGAAAAAGCGUGAGCUUAUCGAGGGUGCUCUGGAUGAGGGUGGUAGUAUGAAUGUCUCUCGACUUGGUACCAGGGAGCUGGCCUACCUCUUUGGUGUUUCGACCUAG